AUGGCGACGUCUAAACUUACACUUACAUCUACAGCAUCCCUCCCUGGAUCCUCGAGGACGAUUCCGAUGCUAGGCUUCGGUGUUUAUCUCUCUUCCAAAUGCCGGGCCUCAACUCUCCAUGCCUUCCAAACCGGCUACCGUCAUAUCGACACCGCGCAGUACUAUGACAACGAAAAGGAAGUUGGCGAAGCAAUCCGUGAUUCAAAGCUCCCUCGCUCCGAGAUCUUCGUCACAAGCAAGAUACUCAGCCCAGGCAAGGAUGUCGACUCUACAUACAAGAAGGUCGCGGACAGCGUCACGAAGAUUGCCGGGGUGGAGGGAUACGUUGACCUGUUCUUGAUACAUAGCCCGAAUGGCGGGGCAGAGGCCAGGAAACUGAUGUGGCUGGCGCUGGAGAAGGCGAAGAAGGAAGGGAGGGUCAGGGAUAUUGGCGUGAGUAACUAUGGCAUCGGACAUAUAGAAGAGAUCAAGAAGUUCGGAGAGACCUGGCCGCCCGCUGUGAACCAAAUCGAGUUACAUCCCUGGGCCCAGCAGCGCGAAGCCGUCGAAUACUGCCGAAAGAACAACGUCGUGAUUGAGGCGUACUGCCCCGUCGUCCGGAACCGGAAGGCAGACGACAAGACCGUUGCUGGAAUAGCCGAGAAGCACGGAAAGACUGCAAACCAAGUGCUCAUCCGUUGGAGUCUACAAAAGGGGUUCGUGCCACUUCCGAAGAGCGAUACGCCUUCGAGGAUAGAAGAGAAUGCCAAUCUUUUCGGCUUCGAACUUGAUGAAGGUGAUAUGGGAAAGUUAGAUGACUUGGAUCAGGGGGCAGCGGGUGCGAUUGUGCAAGCUGUCAAAAACAAUUAG
This is a messenger RNA of Aaosphaeria arxii CBS 175.79, 849 nucleotides long. Its product is annotated as Aldo/keto reductase. The transcript is spliced from 3 exons. Gene Ontology annotation, molecular function: oxidoreductase activity. The record is from RefSeq and is a predicted model, not a curated record. Bases 1 to 849 code for a protein of 282 amino acids. Lineage: Eukaryota; Fungi; Ascomycota; Dothideomycetes; Pleosporales.